AGUAACAUGACACAUGUAUAUCACGCUUAUUUGAAUUGUGUCAAAGUAAUGUUUAUAGUGAAAAUCGCGAGCGGAAUGGUGUGAUAACAGUGCAAUAUAUAAAAUUUUGUCGAUUAAACUUAUAGACAGUAUGCGACUUAUAUAUAAAUAACAGUACAAAUAAUAAAUAAUAGUUAUAAGUAAUCUGGAAAGUCAAUUAAAAUGAAUUUAGUAGUUGCUUUAAAAUGUUACAUUACACGAAUGACAGAAGACAGUGGGCCUGGUAUGAAAGUCCUUUUGAUGGAUAAACAAACGACAAGUAUAGUGAGUUUAUUAUACAGCCAGUCGGAGAUAUUCAUGAAGGAAGUUUAUCUGUUCGAAAAGAUCGACGCAAAUAUUCGUAACGAAGGCUUGAAACAUUUGAAAUGUAUAGUUUUCGUGAGGCCAACGAAAGAGAAUAUCGAGUUUCUUUGCGAUGAGUUACGAUGUCCUAAAUAUGGCACAUAUUAUAUUUAUUUCAGUAAUAUUAUCGCAAAAGCUGAUAUCAAGCUUCUAGCUGAAAGCGACGAACAAGAAGUAGUGAAAGAAGUUCACGAAUAUUACGCAGACUAUUUAGCUAUUAGUCCACAUUUAUUUUCACUUGGAAUUAAAGCGUGUUCUCAAGGUUUAUCGUGGAAUCCAGUACAUUUGCAUCGAACCCUUUUAGGCAUAAUUUCCGUCUUAUUAUCGAUUAAGAAAUGCCCCUAUAUACGUUAUCAAAACAGCUCCGAAAUGGCGAAGAGAUUGGCAGAGAAGAUACGCGAGAUAUUGAGCAAGGAGUCGAAUUCGUUCGAGUUUAGACAGGAAUCGAGCCCGGUUCUACUUAUACUCGACAGAAGAGACGAUCCCGUUACUCCUUUGUUAAAUCAAUGGACUUAUCAGGCUAUGGUUCACGAGUUACUAACUAUUAACAACAAUCGUGUAAAUUUGUCACAUGUAAAAGGCAUCUCGAAGGAAUUGAAAGAAGUUGUUCUCAGCGCGGAACACGAUGAGUUUUAUACAAACAAUUUGUACUGCAAUUUCGGUGAAAUUGGACAAACGAUAAAGGAAUUGAUGGACGAAUUUCAAAAGAAGGCUAAAAAUCAUCAGAAGGUGGAAAGUAUAGCUGACAUGAAAAAUUUUGUAGAGACUUAUCCCUUGUUCAAAAAACUCUCUGGCACCGUGGCUAAACACGUGACAGUGGUUGGAGAGCUUUCCUCGUUCGUGGAGAAUCAUAAAUUGUUAAAAGUGUCGGAAUUGGAGCAAGAACUUAGUUGUCAAAAUGACCAUUCUAUGCAGCUUCAAAAAUUAAAAGAGCUGAUCAAUAAUCAUCAAAUUCGAGAAAUUGACUGCGUGAGAUUAGUAAUGUUGUAUGCACUUCAUUAUGAGAAACACACAGCCAACGAUAUCGGUGGUUUAUUGAACUUAUUGAAAAGUAAAGGGAUUUCAGAAAAAUACACCAAGCAUGUGCAUAAUAUAUUACAAUAUAGUGGAAUUAAUACAAGGCAAAAUAAUUUAUUUGAUCGUGAAUCGGUGGCCAAGAUAACUAAAAAGUUGUUCAAAGGUUUAAGUGGAAUAGACAACAUAUAUACUCAACACACACCGUUGUUGUACGAAACGGUCGAAGAUUUAAUAAAGGGAAAGUUAAGUUCGCAGACGUUCCCAUAUCUUGGAAAUACAAUAAUAUCUAAAAGGCCGCAGGAUAUAAUUAUUUUCAUGAUCGGAGGAACAACGUACGAAGAAAGCUUAACCAUCUAUAAUUUGAAUAAACAAAAUUCCGGAGUGAGAGUUAUUUUAGGAGGCACCACUAUCCACAAUUCCCAAAGCUUUUUAGAAGAAAUUAAGCAUGCCACAUCGGGCAUCUUCUCAAAAUAUAAAAAUAAUAAUAAUUAA
Molecule: messenger RNA, 1890 nt
Organism: Colletes gigas
Lineage: Eukaryota; Metazoa; Arthropoda; Insecta; Hymenoptera; Colletidae
Gene: Vps45
Product: vacuolar protein sorting-associated protein 45
Exons: 8
Coding region: 202-1890 (562 amino acids)
Biological process (GO): vesicle-mediated transport; intracellular protein transport
Cellular component (GO): Golgi membrane
Source: RefSeq, a predicted model, not a curated record